AUGUCAGAAAAGGAGCUUGAUAGUAAAAGAGAGUUCAUACAAGUCAAUUCAAAAGAUGAAUCUGAUGCUCUUCAUGAAGACUAUAAACAGAAACUUUAUGAAAAGUUGGGUCACGCUGAUGUUCUCACUGAUGAUGCCAGGAUUCCUGAGAUAGAGUAUCUUUAUCAAAAAACUGAUGAGCUAUCUUUAUCAAGGGCCCUUGAAAUUUUACAACAAUGUAUUCAAGACCAUGAUGAUGAUCCAAAUUUCCCAUACGAUGAUUUUGAGUUUAUAAAAAAAAUUCUGAAAGGUUAUAAUAAUGACUUGAAUAUGAGCUUUAAUGACUGGAGUUUUAGCGCCAAGAUGUACGCCGCUUUAAAUGAGUAUCAUUCACCAUACCCAGAAGUCCGAGCAAUUUCAUCGCCCAUGGAUGAUCCAAAUAUACCUUGUGAGACUAUACGUGCUUAUAUUUUAGGAUUUGUAUGGUGUAUUAUUGGCACUGGGGUUAAUGAACUUUUUUCUCGUAGACAACCUUCCAUUUAUUUAUCUGCUUCAGUUUGUCAGAUGCUAAUGUAUCCAUCCGGAAUAGCUCUUCAAUAUAUUUUACCAGAUUGGGGAUUUACCUUAUUUGGAACGAGGCAUUCUCUCAACCCGGGACCUUGGACUUAUAAAGAACAGAUGUUUGCCACUGUUAUGUUUGACAUUGCAAUUGGUGGUAUGUAUGUGGGUUACAACUUUUAUGUUGAAAAGCUAAAUGUUUUCUAUGGUAAUACUUGGAUUACAGCAGGCUAUCAAAUUUUGCUAUCUCUAUGCACACAAUUAUUUGGCUUUGGAUUCGCAGGUAUUCUUCGUAAAAUCGUCAUUUACCCAGUUCGUGCUGUUUGGCCAACUAUUCUACCAACUCUUGCUCUUAAUCGAGCGUUAUUGAAGAAAGAAAAGAAAGAAAGUAUUCAUGGCUGGACAAUCACCCGGUACAAAUUCUUCUUCAUCGUGUUCACUUGUUCGUUUUUAUACAUGUGGAUUCCUGACUAUUUAUUUCAAGCAUUGUCAUAUUUUAACUGGAUGACUUGGAUCAAACCUGACAACUUCAAUCUAGCCACAGUUACCGGAUCUAUUCAAGGUCUUGGGUUAAAUCCAAUUUCAAGUUUUGAUUGGAACAUUAUAGGUUAUUGGCUCCCGUUGGCAUUUCCAUUCUAUACAUAUCUAAAUAUGAUGAUAGGAAUGAUCAUUGGAUUUUUCGUGAUUAUUGGCCUUUACUAUAGCAACUAUAAAUGGACUGCUUAUCUUCCAAUUAACGAUAACAAUAUUUAUACCAAUACCGGACAAAUUUAUGAGGUUCAAAGUGUGCUUACGAAUGGGAGGCUUGACGAAGAUAAAUAUAAAAAGUACGGUCCACCGUAUUUAUCAGCAGCUAACCUAGUGGUUUAUGGUGCUAAUUGUGCGCUUUAUACUUUCAUGAUUCCAUACGUUUUCUUUACUGAACGCAAAGGUAUUUGGAGAUCAAUCAAAUCAUUGAAGGAACUGAUUACCGAUUUCAGAUCGUCAAACUAUACACGGUUCAAAGAUCCACAUUCUCGAAUGAUGUCUCGUUACAAAGAAGUUCCAGAUUGGUGUUUUUUAGUGAUCAUGUUGGUUGCUCUCGUCUUUGCAAUUGUGUGUGUGAAAGUUUAUCCUGCCAACACACCCGUUUGGGGCAUCUUUUUAGUCCUUGCUAUAAACGCCGUAUUUGUGAUUCCAUUAUGUAUAAUUUAUGCUGUCACAGGAUACUAUUUUACUCUUGAGGUUCUAGUUGAAUUGAUUGUAGGUUAUGCAUUGCCAGGAAAUGGUGAUGCUUUAAUGUUUUUGAAAGCUUUGGGUUUCAAUAUUACUGGCCAAGCUCAACAGUACGUUUAUGAUCAAAAAAUGGCACAUUACGCAAAAGUUCCUCCAAGGGCAGUUUUUCGUGGUCAACUAUUAGGGACAAUUUUCCAAAUAAUUGUCUCCUUGCUCGUAAUAAAUUGGGAAAUCUCUAAUAUUGAUGGAAUAUGUACUGAUGAACAGUCGAAUAAUUUCACUUGUCCUAGUGAGGUUUCCUAUUAUUCUUCUUCGGUAUUUUGGGGUGUUAUUGGCCCAAAAAGAAUAUUUAAUAAAUUAUAUCCAAUAUUGCCAUAUUGUUUCCUUAUUGGCUUCCUACUUGCACUUCUAUGUCUCGCUAUUAGACAUUACUUUUACAAACAAACCCGUUGGUUUCAACCAGCAGUUAUUAUUGGAGGGCUCUUCAAUUACGCACCUUACAAUUUAAGUUAUUUUCUUCCUGGUCUUUAUGUAUGUUAUGCCUUCAACCACUAUAUUAAGAAAAGAUUUAGUGCAUGGUGGGAGAAAUAUAAUUAUAUUUUAUCGUCUUCUCUUGAUGCUGGUGUUGCCUUCAGUGGUAUCAUUAUCUUCUUUGCAGUUCAAUAUCAUGAAAAGGAUAUAAAUUGGUGGGGAAAUUCGGUGUCAUAUGCCGGUACUGACGGAGGAAUGGGCCAAGUUAGUUUAUUGGAUCCAACUACUGCCCCAGAUGGAUAUUUUGGAUUGAGAUCAGAAGAAUUCUGA
Molecule: messenger RNA, 2553 nt
Organism: Debaryomyces fabryi
Lineage: Eukaryota; Fungi; Ascomycota; Pichiomycetes; Serinales; Debaryomycetaceae
Exons: 1
Coding region: 1-2553 (850 amino acids)
Biological process (GO): transmembrane transport
Molecular function (GO): oligopeptide transmembrane transporter activity
Source: RefSeq, a predicted model, not a curated record